CAAAAGAGAAAAGCUCUCUCUCUCUCUCUCUCUGUGUCUCUCUCCAAUGUGCAACACUAACACCAUAACCACCAGCGCCGCCAUGAACGGCGGCGUUGCCACCUCCACCACCGCCGGCGAGAAAAGCUCCCACCUUUACCUAACCAUCCUCCCAAUAACAAAACCAAAACAACAAGGAUCAGAGAAAGCAAGCAAGCUAAUCCAUGAAGCCUCAAAGCUCUUCAACCUCUCAUCACCCAUCGCCAUCACCGCUCUUCUCCUCUACUCUCGUUCCAUAGUAUCCAUGCUUUUCCUCGGCACUCUCGGCGACCUCCAGCUCGCCGGCGGUUCACUCGCCGUCGCCUUCGGUAACAUCACUGGCUACUCUCUCCUCUCCGGUCUCUCUCUCGGCAUGGAACCUCUCUGUUCUCAAGCCUUCGGUGCCAACCAACCCAAACUCUUAUCUUUAACUCUCCACCGUUCCAUUCUCUUCCUCCUUUGUUCAUCCAUCCCCAUCUCUCUUCUCUGGCUCACCAUGUCCAAGAUCCUUCUUUUCUUAGGCCAAGACCCAGGAAUCACAUCCUUAGCUCAAAGCUACCUCCUUUUCUCACUCCCAGACCUCAUCUCCUUCUCCUUCAUCCACCCUAUCCGUAUAUACCUCCGUUCACAAGGCAUAACAAAGCCACUCACCCUCGCCGCCGCGUUCUCCGCCGCACUCCACCUCCCAGCCAAUCUCAUUCUAGUAACCCACUUCCGUUUAGGACUCACCGGAGUCGCCACCGCCGCUGCUGCCUCAAACCUCUCUCUUCUCCUUUCUCUCCUCCUCUACAUCCACCUCUCCGGCGUCACCGCGUGGCAAGGUCCCACCAGAGAGUGUCUCACUGGGUGGGGUCCUUUAGCUCGGCUUUCCAUCCCCAGCGCCGUCUCCGUUUGUCUGGAAUGGUGGUGGUACGAGCUCAUGAUCCUUCUCUGCGGCGUUUUGCCGGACCCUAAGCCGGCGGUGGCGUCCAUGGGAGUGUUGAUCCAGACCACGUCGUUGGUUUACGUGUUCCCUUCGUCGCUUGGCUUCGGAGUCUCGACGAGGGUUGGGAACGAGCUCGGAGCCAACCGGCCGAAGCGUGCUCGCACGUCGGCGGCCGUGUCCGUGGUGGUGGCAGGAUUGAUGGGAGUUUUGGCGAUGAGCUUUGCCACGUCGAUGAGGAACCAGUGGGCCUGCAUGUUCACCAACGACCCUGAGAUCCAACGGCUGACGGCUGCUGCGCUGCCGAUCGUAGGGCUGUGCGAGCUCGGCAACUGCCCGCAAACUGUGGGCUGUGGGGUCCUGAGAGGAAGCGCGAGACCGGCCCAUGCGGCCCAUGUUAAUCUGGGUGCGUUUUAUUUGGUGGGCUUGCCGGUUGCGGUAGGUUUGGGAUUUGGGUUGGGCUUUGGGUUUACUGGGUUUUGGAUGGGCUUGCUUGCGGCCCAGGUUUGUUGUGCUGGGCUUAUGCUUUAUGUGGUUUGGAGUACGGAUUGGGAGGCCCAGGCACAACGAGCUCAGGUGCUCACGUGCGCUGAGGCAAGUGGGCCCGAAGGAGGUUUUAAGGAUGGGGUUUGUUAUGAGCCGUUGAUCUCGGUUAAGAUUGAUGACGAGGGGUUUGAACGGUAGAGAUGAGGCUUUUGGCUAACCCUUUUUAUUUCAUUUUGAUUUCCUCCUUUUUCUUCUUCUUUUUUUUUUUUAGAAUAUUGAGUUUAUUGUAAUAUUGAUUUUUGGGUGGGGUUCAGACUUCAGAGAGGGUGA
Messenger RNA from Dioscorea cayenensis subsp. rotundata (Guinea yam), 1756 nucleotides. Its product is annotated as protein DETOXIFICATION 51. The transcript has a single exon. Gene Ontology annotation, molecular function: antiporter activity; xenobiotic transmembrane transporter activity. NCBI's taxonomy places the organism in Eukaryota, Viridiplantae, Streptophyta, Magnoliopsida, Dioscoreales, Dioscoreaceae. The record is from RefSeq and is a predicted model, not a curated record. Gene Ontology annotation, biological process: xenobiotic detoxification by transmembrane export across the plasma membrane. Bases 47 to 1624 code for a protein of 525 amino acids. Gene Ontology annotation, cellular component: membrane.